CUCUCCCCUCCUCACAACUUCCCCCGCAGCAAAAACAUGGCUCAAACGGCGGUGCGCUUCGGCAUCCUUGGCUGCGCCAACAUAGCGCGCCAGCUUUCCCGGGCCAUCGCGCUGUCGCCCGACGCCGCCCUCUGCGCCGUUGCCAGCCGCUCGAUCGAGAAGGCCCGGACGUUUGCUGCCGACAACGGCCUCCCCUCGGCGGUCAAGAUCUAUGGCGAGUACGGGGCGGUCCUCGACGACCCCGACGUCGACGCUGUCUACAUCCCCCUGCCGACCACCCUGCACUUGAAGUGGGCGGUGGCGGCCGCCGAGAAGAAGAAGCACGUGCUUUUGGAGAAGCCGGCCGCACUGGACGUGGCGGGGCUCGACCGGAUCCUCGAGGUCUGCGAGUCGAACGGCGUGCAGUUCAUGGACGGGACGAUGUGGGUGCACCACCCGCGGACGGAGCGGAUGAAGGAGGCGCUCAGGGACGAGAUGAGUUUCGGUCAACUCAAGAUGAUACACAGUGUGCUCGCCUACAAUGCCGGUCCAGACUUUCUAAAGAAUGACAUUAGGGUCAAACCGGACUUGGAUGCUCUCGGAGCCCUAGGAGACAUCGGAUGGUAUUGCAUCAGGUCAAUCCUCUGGGCAGUUGACUAUGAGCUCCCCAAAACGGUGGUGGCCAUGCACAAGCCCGUCUACAACGAUUCAGGAGUGAUUCUCUCCACAGGAGCUUCACUAUCCUGGGAAGAUGGUAAAGUUGCAACUUUCUAUUGCUCCUUCUUGUCUCACAUGACGUUCGACCUCACCGUCCUCGGGACCAAAGGUGCGCUCAGGGUCAACGACCUCGUCAGCCCCUUCCAAGAAAGUUACGGGUCUUUCAGCUCGAUUUCCGAGUCUGAUUUUGCCCAGCUGGAGCCGGGGCGGUGGGCACCCAUGCCGAGGGAGCACCGUGUCGGAUCAGAGGUUCCUCAGGAGGUCCUUAUGGUGAACGAAUUCGCAAAGUCGGUCGGGAAGAUCAAAGGGGAGGGCUUGAAGCCGGAUAGGAAGUGGGCAAACAUGAGUAGAAAGACUCAGCUGGUGAUGGACGCAGUGAAGGCCUCCAUGGAGAAGGGUUUCCAGGCCGUCGAGCUAGUUGAAUGAGCCUGAGAUUUCUCCGUCACCACUGCUCGCGCGGGGACAAAGAGUACCGUUGACCUCGGGAGCUAGCGACCGUUGAAUCGAAGUGCGGCGCCAUUGAACCCUGAAGCUCGGACGGCUCCUGAUGAUCGCCCGGUUCAGAUUAACAUGUGUAAUUAGCAUACUGUUAAGUAUGGCUUUCAUGUUAUUUACUAUUUUGAUUUUGGGGUGUUUUCUUUGUAGGUCAAUGUUUGCUAAAAAAAUGCUAGCCAAUGAUAAUUGAAUCGAUCGUGCAAUCAAAGUCAACGAGAAA
Rhodamnia argentea is the source of this 1411-nucleotide messenger RNA. RefSeq lists its product as uncharacterized. The record is from RefSeq and is a predicted model, not a curated record. NCBI's taxonomy places the organism in Eukaryota, Viridiplantae, Streptophyta, Magnoliopsida, Myrtales, Myrtaceae. The transcript has 2 exons. Bases 37 to 1122 code for a protein of 361 amino acids. Gene Ontology annotation, molecular function: nucleotide binding.